This is a messenger RNA of Poecilia latipinna (sailfin molly), 3052 nucleotides long. It is a transcript of the gene ppp1r11, whose product is annotated as protein phosphatase 1, regulatory (inhibitor) subunit 11. Gene Ontology annotation, molecular function: protein serine/threonine phosphatase inhibitor activity; protein phosphatase 1 binding. NCBI's taxonomy places the organism in Eukaryota, Metazoa, Chordata, Actinopteri, Cyprinodontiformes, Poeciliidae. Gene Ontology annotation, cellular component: nucleus. The coding region runs from base 254 to 625 and encodes 123 amino acids. The transcript is spliced from 3 exons. The record is from RefSeq and is a predicted model, not a curated record.
AAGAAGAAUCUACAUCCGGUUCAAGUCAGGUUCAUUUUUUUUCGCAACUUGUGUAGUCUCGAGCAUAUAUGUGUAGAAUAUAUCACAGUCUUCGGGUUUAUAUUAAUCGUUUAAUUGGCAUUUUGUGAGCUUACCAAGUAGGGUCAUUCUCAGCUUGCCCCAUACCUUCAACUUCCACUUCACAGAGACCUGGUUCCAGUUGGUUUGGAUCUUAAAAUAAGCUAACGGUAGCGUUAGCAGAGCAGCUAAAGGGAUGGCGGAGGUUCCCGGAACAUCCAGUGAGACGAUAACGGAGACUGUUCAGACAAAUACACCGCCACCUCCACAGCAGGAAGGACGAAGUUUGACAAUCAAGCUGAGGAAGAGGAAGACUGAGAAGAAGGUGGAGUGGUCCAGUGACACAGUUGACAAUGAGCACCUGGGAAGACGAUCGUCUAAGUGCUGCUGUAUUUAUGAAAAGCCCAGACAGUUUGGAGAAUCGUCCUCUGAAAGUGAGGGAGAUGAUGACGACGAAGGCUGUGGAAGUGCUAACUGCAUCCUGGGCCACGGCAGGAAAGGACAUGGACAGAGGCCUGAUGAAGGAACCAGAGCACCUCCAAGCUCUGGAGGGACACACAACCAUUAACGUGCAACACAAAGUGUGUUUGGGAGGGUUCCAUCUUACAAACUGCUCUGUUGUUUAAGUUUAGUUUCCUCACAGAGCUACAGACAAACUUGAAGUCAGAAAGUUCCAGCUGCUGGAGCACAGCUGCAACCUCUUUACUGCUGCUCUGCUCAAAAGCAGAGAGCAUCUUGAGUGGCGCGUUACUAUUAAAUCAUCUUUCCCUCAGCAGCUCAGUAGUUUGAGAUGAGCUAUUCAUAAAAUGAGCAGCUCAUUUUAUGAGUAGCUCAGAGUAAUUAAAUGUUUGAUAAUGGAUUGUUUGUGUUUCUGCAUGAUUUCACUCUCUAAGACAAGAUUCCUGAGACUUGCUCAGUUUAAACCAGUGUCAGCAGGAACAAAAGGCACACAUCCAAAACUGUGGCUGCUGCAUUUUCAUUGCAUGAAUAUACUGAUAGAAUGUUUUUUCUCUUUUCAUUCCUUGUUAGAUUCUCAAUCCACUGCUUUUAAACAUACAUUAGCCUCAAAUGUUGUUGGCUGUGUGGAUAUAAAUUGAGAUAAUGAGAUGAAAACUUGUUAUUCUGGCAAACUUUUAUGUAAAGCAGUUGUUCUGACUGUAAUAUGUUAGAAAACAGAGAACGUUCAAUUGCUGUUCAGCACAUUAAUGCAUGCAGUAAUUUACUUUUAACUGAUUAAACUGUUAUAAAACCACAGUUGUGUGCAAAAAUGUUUUUUUUUCAGAGAUUUAGCAAUUUUUAACACUUCUGGAAAGUUAUAAGAUAAGAUCCAUGCAGAUCUAGAAACUCACUUUGUCAUUUCAGCAAAAUAUUGAGCCAUGCUGCAUAUCUCCAGCAGCUCAACGGACUUUCUGACUGUAAGGUGUCUGAAACAAACCAUGGUGUGAGAUGGAUGGGCUGCAGGUCCCAUUAUACACUACUGACGGCAUUGUAAUUCUAUUUAUUUGCUGGUCUCAGUUUAUGCUGUUUUUUUCUUGGGUUAAUACAUGCAGUCCAUUAUAUUUUGAUAUGGAUUUGCUUUACUAUCUUUCCGCAAGUACGGGAAAUUGAACAGACUGGACAUACACAGACCUAUAAUAUCGUGAGCAGUAUUUACCGUUUCUCUCACUGAAAGCAAUGACAGCUUCUGUUGUCUCCACCUAACAUAAAAGCAUACUACACAUAAUUAAAAGUCAGUUUUUAAUCAUUUAUUUUUGGGUUUGUUUUAGAAAGAACUUUAUAUUUACCUACACAUGCAGUUAUUUUAUAUCUUCAGUUCAUUUAAGUUCAUAAGAUGACAAUGAGCAAAGUUGGUUUGCUUUCUUGCCCCUGGUCAAAACCAUCUGUAGUGCUCUCCAAACAAGGCAUGAUCUAGUUGAGCAAUAUUUACUUGAUUCAUUUCUUAUUAAAAUAAUAUCUUUUGGACAUUUGUCAUAGCAGCAAGACCUGAGGGAAAAAUGCAUUCUGACUCAGAUAAAGGUUGCUUUUUAUUCCCAUCCAACAACUGCAUUGAAAAAACACACUUUCAUUGGCAUCAAGCAACUCAUUGCAAGCUUAAAUUUUGAACUGCAACUGAAGAACUUUCAGAAAAUCAAAAUAAUGUUGGUAAGUUGGACUUAAUCAGACCGGAACACUGGUCUUCCCAUAACUGAUGACAAUCUAUUUUUUUAGUUUUGCAAUAAUAAAUAAAAUUGUUUUUGGGAGAGAAAAAUGUUAGAAAAUAUCAUUUUCUUUUUGUAUGUAAGCAUAUAUUCCUGUGAUUAAAAACUAAUAAAAGCUACUGUUAAUUCAGUUUUACCUACUGCCAUAUAACCUCUGCUUACAGAGCUACCAAAUGCACACAUCAGUUUUUAUGUUUGUGUUUUAUUUUUUAUGUAAAUCAGUUUUUAUUAAACAUGGCAUAAGCUUUGUAUUUGUGAAAUUCUGAAUUGUGAUAUGCAUCAAACCAGAAAUAUCCAGGGAGUUUCUGAGCAGUUUUCAUUUUUUCAACCCUAGUGCUUAAUGUAUGUCUUGAUUUCAAUUCUCAACUAGUGGUCAUUAUAUUUCUAAUAAAGUUCUAAAGGAAUUUAAUUUGAGCUCCAGUGCUCAUGUUAGAUUCUGUUGGGUGCAGGACGAUUAAUUGAAUACUUAUUUUUUUAGUCCAACUGCAGUUGAGGCCUUUAGUUGUGAUUUUGGCUCAAUUUCAUCAGAUGCAGAUGAAUGGAAUCACUGAGACGAGCAGCUGAUUGCUUUUGCUUACAUUCUAAUAACCAUUCUUUGUAAGUUUUAGUUUGUUGAUAAUAGUUUACUAAACUUAGUGGCUCAUCUCUUUCAAAUAUAAAAAUGUUUUAAACUAGCAUGAAGAAGGAAGGUCAAACCUAAUUUAAAUAAUGAAAAAUUCUAACUGUAAGGCCUGUCAGUAAGUAAUCAUUAAAUUCAUGUUGAAUUUGGAUUAAAUCUGAGGAAAACUCAUUGUGUC